Homalodisca vitripennis (glassy-winged sharpshooter) is the source of this 708-nucleotide messenger RNA. RefSeq names its product 60S ribosomal protein L17 (gene RpL17). Gene Ontology annotation, cellular component: ribosome; cytosolic large ribosomal subunit. The transcript has 5 exons. The record is from RefSeq and is a predicted model, not a curated record. The coding region runs from base 113 to 670 and encodes 185 amino acids. NCBI's taxonomy places the organism in Eukaryota, Metazoa, Arthropoda, Insecta, Hemiptera, Cicadellidae. Gene Ontology annotation, biological process: cytoplasmic translation. Gene Ontology annotation, molecular function: structural constituent of ribosome.
AAUAUUUUAAAGGGAUUUGUGUGUUGCUUGCAACAGGAAAAAGGUAAGGCCUUGAAAUUUGGUGUGCAACGAUCGAAGCUCUUCCGGUUACUCUCUUUCUAUUCCAUCAGGUAUGGCGCGGUACUCGCAUGAACCAGACAACGCCACCAAGUCGUGCAAGGCACGCGGCUCAAAUCUCAGGGUGCACUUUAAGAACACCCGUGAAACAGCAAAGGCUAUCGGCAAGAUGCCCCUGAGAAGAGCUGUGCGUUAUCUGAAGAACGUGACAGACAAGAAAGAAUGUGUUCCGUUCAGGAGGUUUAACGGUGGCGUAGGACGCUGUGCACAGGCCAAGCAGUGGGGUACCACUCAGGGACGUUGGCCCAAGAAAUCGGCAGAAUUCCUCCUGCAGUUGCUGAAGAACGCAGAAUCCAACGCUGACUACAAGGGACUCGACGUGGACCGCCUGGUCAUCGACCACAUCCAGGUCAACAGAGCCCCUUGCCUCAGGCGAAGGACUUACAGAGCUCACGGACGAAUUAACCCUUACAUGAGCUCACCCUGUCACAUUGAGGUCGUCCUUACAGAAAAGGAAGAAGUGGUAGCCAAGGCAACAGAAGAGGAGCCUGCAAAGAAGAAGGUCUCCAAGAAGAAGUUGGCUCGCCAGAAGGAGAAGAUGAUGAGGGAUUAGAGUGUCUAAUGCCAUUUUUAAUAAAUGUUACAAUUUAA